AUUUUUUUCUUUUGAGAGGACAAAAAAGCAGAGUGGGCAGCUCACACCUCCAGAAGUUACAGGAAGAAGGCGCUAAAGGAAGUAGACAGCUAAACGGACAAACUGUCUUUUAGGUGCUCAGGUGGGAUGAGUUCACAGGGUUGCACAAGAUAAUAUAAGGUGAACUGAGUGGGGUUAUUUUGGUGUGGUGGUGGGUAGGGGCCAGCCCUGCGAUGGACUGGUGAACUAUCGCGGGUAUACCCUGCCUCUCGCCCGCAGCUGGCUGGGAUUGGCUCCGGCUCCCCUUCACCCCGUUUGGAGCUAAGCGGUAUAGAAAAUGGAUGGAUGGUAGGUAGGGGCCGUUCUGAUCCACACUCCAGUUUGGGAGGUGGCGAUAAUGCACCUAUAGCUGGUUUGCCAGCUAUAUAAAAAAACAGCUGAAGAAGAAGAUGCGUUCUUUUCUGGCCCAGUCAACGGUGGCGUCUGGUGUUUGAACAUAAAAAUGUUCCUGCACGUCCUCGGACUGGUGGCCCUGUGGUUCAUCUAUCGCUGGUACAAGGAAACCAAACGGGUUUCCAACCAGGGAGACAAACAUGUCUACAUCACUGGCUGUGACUCCGGCUUUGGUAACCUCCUUGCGAGGCACCUGGACAAACUGGGCUUCCACGUGAUUGCAGGCUGUUACACUGAGAAGGGUGAGGAUGAGCUGAAGAAGACCUGCUCCGACAGACUGACCGCCGUCCAUCUGGAUGUCUCGGACUCAGACAGUGUCGCCAAAGCAACAGCACUGAUCAAAACAGUGGUUGGAGAGAAGGGCCUGUGGGCUGUUGUGAACAACGCUGGAGUGUCUUUGUCAUCUGGUCCCACUGACUGGCUCACUAUAGACGAUUACAAGUCCACGCUGGCUGUCAACCUGUGUGGGGUCAUAGAUGUGACCCUGAGCGUCCUCCCUCUUAUUAAGAAGGCCAGAGGCAGGGUGGUGAACGUCGCUAGCGUGUUUGGGCGAAUCAGCCCGUUCGGCGGACCGUACUGUGUGUCCAAAUACGGGGUAGAGGCUUUCAAUGACAGCCUGCGUAUAGACAUGGCACCAUUUGGAAUUAAGGUUGCCUGCAUUGAACCAGGCUUCUUUGCAACAAAUAUGACUGAUGCAGCGAGUAUGAUGAAUAACCUGAGGAAGCUCUGGGACCGAUUGCCUCAGGAUGUAAAGGACGACUAUGGACACAGCUUCCUGGAGGACAUUACCGUGUUUCCUGGUCCAUGGAUGCGGGGGGUCUUCAGCCAAAAGAUUGAUCUGAGGAAGCAGCAGGUUUAAAUACUUCCCACUAGGCCUGGACUGCACCAAGUGCCUAAUAUAAGGAAGGGGGA
Monopterus albus (swamp eel) is the source of this 1344-nucleotide messenger RNA. It is a transcript of the gene dhrs9, whose product is annotated as dehydrogenase/reductase (SDR family) member 9. Gene Ontology annotation, molecular function: oxidoreductase activity. The transcript is spliced from 5 exons. The record is from RefSeq and is a predicted model, not a curated record. Gene Ontology annotation, cellular component: intracellular membrane-bounded organelle. Lineage: Eukaryota; Metazoa; Chordata; Actinopteri; Synbranchiformes; Synbranchidae. Gene Ontology annotation, biological process: steroid metabolic process. The coding region runs from base 482 to 1291 and encodes 269 amino acids.